GGCCUGGAUCCGUGCUAAUUCAGCUGUUCUCACUUGGGAACACCUGUGCUCUGCUCCUCCUCCUCCUCCCAGCCUUCAGCGUGGAAGAUGGCGGGUGGCGUGGACGGCCCCAUAGGGAUCCCAUUCCCGGAUCACAGCAGCGACAUCCUCAGCAGCCUGAACGAGCAGAGGAACAACGGGCUGCUGUGCGACGUGGUCAUCCUGGUGGAAGGCCAGGAGUUCCCCACCCACCGCUCCGUCCUGGCGGCGUGCAGCCAGUACUUCAAGAAGCUCUUCACCUCAGGGUUAGUGGUGGACCAGCAGAACGUGUAUGAGAUUGACUUUGUGAGCGCGGACGCGCUGUCGGCGCUGCUGGAGUUCGCCUACACCGCCACCCUCACCGUCAGCACUUCCAACGUCAACGACAUCCUCAACGCCGCCACGCUGCUGGAGAUCCCGGCCGUCAGGGAUGUCUGCACGGAUCUCCUGGAGAGGAAGAUUCUGGCCAAAAAUGACCAGAUGGAUACAGUAGAUCAAAUUGAUCAGAGGAACCAUCUCAGAGCUAAAGAGUACCUGGAGUUCUUCCAGAGCAACCCCGUGAACGGCCACCAAGGCAGCUUUCCGUGGACCAACCCAGAGUUGAGAGACCUUCAGAGACUGAACUUCCGAGGCCAAGAGGAGGAGGAGGAGUCCAACUGCAACGGCCUGGACUUCUACUCGCAAGCCACCCCGACCGAAAGACCAAAGGCAAGUGACUGUGACCCCGACAGCAACCCGGCCAUGUGGCUGGAGCGCGAGGACGAGGAGCCGGGCGGCGGCGGGAUGUUCUCCCCUUCCCAGAACGGACAUUACAGCAGCCGCGGCUUGGCCACGCCGGGAGAAGAGGAGGGAGGAACCCCCAGGGGCCCUCUGGACCCGCAGGAAGCCGGGGACUCGCCCGGUUUCAUCCCCACGGGCACGGAGACGGAGGAUGACGGCAGGGAGGUGGAUGACCUGGCCGCCAGCGCCCUGCUCCAGCAGAUGAUCAACUCGGUGGGGCGGCAGCAGCUCGGCGACGACGACCGCAAGGAUGAGGACGGGGUCAUGGAUUAUUACUUGAAAUAUUUCGGCAGUUCCAGCGAGGGCGACGUGUACCCGUCCUGGUCUCAGAAGGUGGAGAAGAAGAUCAGGGCCAAAGCAUUCCAGAAGUGCCCCAUCUGUGAGAAGGUGAUCCAGGGCGCCGGGAAGCUGCCGCGCCACAUCCGCACCCACACCGGGGAGAAGCCCUACGAGUGCAACAUCUGCAACGUGCGGUUCACCAGGCAGGACAAGCUCAAGGUGCACAUGAGGAAGCACACGGGGGAGAAGCCCUACCUGUGCCAGCAAUGCGGCGCCGCCUUCGCCCACAACUACGACUUGAAGAACCACAUGCGGGUGCACACGGGGCUGCGGCCGUACCAGUGCGACAGCUGCUGCAAGACUUUCGUCCGCUCCGACCACCUGCACAGGCACCUUAAAAAGGAUGGAUGCAACGGGAUCCCCUCGCGGCGCGGCCGCAAGCCGCGGGUCAGGGAGGCCGGGGCCGUGCCCCCCUCGGGCGCCGAGGACGGGGCGCUGGCGGAGAGCCACGAGGGCGAGGACACGGCGCAGGGCGAGGAGCAGCAGCAGCAGCAGCAGCAGCAGCACUUUGAGGAGAAUUCCAAUAACGAAGCGCCGGGAUUGAAUGUAGCAGGAGGGUCGGAUGAGGGUAACGCGCAAGGACUCUCCUAAACCAAAAAAAAAAAAAAAUAUGAGAAAUAUAUAUAUAUAUGAAAGCAAAACAGCAAACCAACCCCAACCGACGAAACAGCCACCUGAGAAAAAAAAACAAAGUCACAAAAUCUAGUUAGUACUUUUCCUCCGAUUUUUCUCUUUAAAAGAUGUUUCUCUUCCCUUUUUUUUAAGGAAAAAUGGAAAAAAAAGCGGCGAAAAAAAUCACAAAAAAAAAAAAAAAAGAGAGAUAUUAUAUUAACGUUUUCCAAUCUUCCCAUCGUAAGUGGGGCUCUCCCCCGAGGAUCCCUCGUAGCCAAGGACCUUCUGGUGGAAAGGCAAGGAUGAGGUGGGGAUGGAAAGUGGCUCUGUGGCAUGGAAAGGAGCUUCCAUGUAAAUCCAAAGCUUUAUUUUGUGUCCAAACACGUGUUUAAAAAAAAAAAAAAAAAAGAGAAAAGAAAAAAAAAACUUAUUUCAGAGAGAGAGAGAUCUAUUUAAGAAAAAAAAAAAGGAAAAAAUAGCAAAAAAAAAAAGCAAAAAGGAGCGGUAGGAGUUGGAAGGGCUGUGGCAGGGUUUGGGGUUUGGGGUUUGGGGGCUCCUUUGGGGUCAGGAUUCAGGAUUUGGGGUCUGACCCCAGCCCUAGCCGGGCAGUGAGAGGGGGGAGGGCCGGGAGGAAUUCUGGAAAUUGCUGGAAAUUGCCUGAAAAAAAAAAACAAAACAAAAAAUCAUGUGAGAGAAGGGCAGCAGGGUCGGCAGGGUUUGUGUCGGGCACGCGGGGAUGGGGACACAGGAAGGAGAUAGGGACAGCAGGGAUGGGGACACUGGGAUGGGGACACUGGGAUCGGGACACAGGACAUAGGGACAUCAGGAUGGGGACACUGGGAUGGGGACACAGGGAUGGCUCAGCCAUGCCAUGGAUCCAGAGCUGGUGUGUCCAUCCCUGUGUCCCUCCCUGUGUCCAUCCUUGUGUCCAUCCCUGUGUCCCCAUGUCCAUCCC
Molecule: messenger RNA, 2704 nt
Organism: Catharus ustulatus (Swainson's thrush)
Lineage: Eukaryota; Metazoa; Chordata; Aves; Passeriformes; Turdidae
Gene: ZBTB7A
Product: zinc finger and BTB domain containing 7A
Exons: 3
Coding region: 88-1728 (546 amino acids)
Biological process (GO): regulation of transcription by RNA polymerase II
Molecular function (GO): protein binding; DNA-binding transcription factor activity, RNA polymerase II-specific; RNA polymerase II cis-regulatory region sequence-specific DNA binding
Source: RefSeq, a predicted model, not a curated record